AUGGAAAGGCUGCACUCCUCCAUGCGUAAAAGGCUCUAUAGUUUGCCACAGCACAUUGGACAAAAAGCAUCUAUAAUGGGGGAAGGAGAAGACGCAGACAAGGACACCCGGAGGAAGAGUCUCAGGAUGAAGCCUCUGCUGUCACCGUCGCCGACCUCUGGAGGAAGCUGCAAAGGCAUCGGGGAGACCAAAAGUGGGGAGACUGUGAUCAUGGAGACGGACAUAGGGAGACCGAUGAAGACCAGCUCAAAUGGAGAUUGUCGGAGAUUUCGAGGCAGCCUCUCUUCCAUCACAAGUCGCCAUGUGCACGACUCUGACUCGGCGGAGGAGAGGCGCCUCAUCACCGAGGGGGAUGUCACCCCGAGCGAGGAGAGCCCCCCCGGAGCCAUCGGUGAUGGGCCGCCGGAUCAAGGCGCGCAAGGGGCCAGCGGUGGCGGCGGCGGUGGCGGUGGUGGUACGCAAAAAGAUCCACCAGAACAGCAGUCAGGGUUUAUAAAGUUGGAUGGCAUUGAUCAAAUUCUGCCGGACGACGAGAGAUUAUUUCAAGCAGGGUUCAUGCACAGACAGUUAGGGGCAAUGCUUCAACCAGGGGUCAACAAGUUCUCCCUGAGGAUGUUUGGAAGUGAGAAGGCGGUGGAACGAGAACAAGAGCGGGUUAAAUCCGCCGGAUUUUGGAUAAUUCACCCAUACAGUGAUUUCAGGUUUUACUGGGACUUGACCAUGCUGCUGCUGAUGGUGGGCAACCUCAUCAUCAUCCCUGUGGGCAUCACGUUCUUCAAAGACGAGCACACGCCACCCUGGAUCGUGUUCAACGUGGUUUCCGACACCUUCUUCCUCAUGGACCUGGUCCUCAACUUCCGGACGGGCAUCGUCAAGGAGGACAACACAGAGAUCAUUCUAGAUCCGCAACAGAUCAAAAUCAAGUACUUGCGGAGUUGGUUUGUGGUGGACUUCAUCUCCUCCAUUCCUGUGGACUAUAUCUUCCUCAUCGUGGAGACGCGCAUCGAUUCUGAUUUCUACAAGACGGCACGCGCCUUGCGGAUUGUCCGAUUCACAAAGAUCCUCAGCUUGCUGCGGCUCCUGCGACUCUCCAGACUAAUUCGCUACAUCCACCAAUGGGAAGAGAUCUUCCACAUGACCUAUGACCUCGCCAGCGCCAUGGUGAGGAUCGUCAACCUGAUCGGCAUGAUGCUGCUGCUGUGUCACUGGGACGGCUGCCUGCAGUUCCUGGUGCCCAUGCUGCAGGACUUCCCCGCCGACUGCUGGGUGUCCAAAAAUAAGAUGGUGAAUGACACAUGGGGACAGCAGUACUCCUACGCACUUUUCAAAGCUAUGAGCCACAUGCUGUGUAUUGGGUAUGGCAUGUACCCCCCGGUGGGCAUGACAGACGUGUGGCUGACCAUCCUCAGCAUGAUUGUGGGAGCUACCUGCUACGCCAUGUUUGUGGGACACGCCACCGCGCUGAUCCAAUCCAUAGACUCAUCUCGACGGCAGUACCAGGAGAAGUACAAACAAGUGGAGCAGUACAUGUCCUUCCACAAGCUGCCAGCCGAUAUGAGGCAGAGAAUCCACGACUACUACGAGCACCGGUACCAGGGAAAGAUGUUCGACGAGGAGAGCAUCCUGGGAGAGCUGAACGAGCCGCUCCGAGAGGAAAUCAUCAACUUUAACUGUCGAAAGCUGGUGGCGUGCAUGCCUCUGUUUGCCAACGCCGACCCCAACUUUGUCACCUCCAUGCUAACCAAGCUGAAGUUCGAGGUGUUCCAGCCGGGGGAUUAUAUCAUCAGGGAGGGCACCAUCGGAAGAAAAAUGUACUUCAUACAGCAUGGGGUCGUCGGCGUACUAACCAAAGGCAAUAAAGAGACCAAGCUGUCAGAUGGCUCCUACUUUGGAGAGAUUUGUUUGCUGACGCUGGGCAGAAGGACAGCCAGUGUCCGAGCGGACACCUACUGUCGCCUGUACUCGCUGUCUGUGGACAACUUCAACGAGGUGCUGGAGGAGUAUCCCAUGAUGAGAAGGGCCUUUGAGACGGUUGCCGUGGACAGGCUGGACCGUAUUGGCAAGAAAAACUCCAUCCUGCAGCACAAGGUGCAACACGACCUCAAUUCUGGUGAACUCAACUACCAGGAGACUGAGAUCAUCCAGCAGAUAGUGCAGCAUGACAGGGACAUGGCCCACUGUGCCCACUUCUUCCAGAAUGUCCCACCCCAGCCUCCUUCACCAACCCCUGUCAUCUGGGCCCCCCUCAUCCAGGCCCCUCUCCAGGCAGCAGCCACCACCACCUCAGUAGCCAUUGCCCUUACUCACCAUCCCAACCUCCCACAAACUUUUUUCAGGCCUCCGGUUUCUCUUCUGGGGUCCUUAAAGGAUCCUCCAACCCGGUUUAAGAAGUUUCCCACUUUUGUUCCUCCAUCCACAGCACCUGGGUCUGCUGGGGACUCUCCUUGUAGCACACCCUCUAAACUGCACUCUGGGUCGGACAUGCCAUUGCUGGCCUCUUUUCGGGCCAUGCACCCGAUGUCAGGUACAGGGGCAACUGGCUCUAGCCAACAGGCCUCAGGUAGCGGAGACCAGCAUGGACCUAUUGUUACUGGCUCUGGGUCCAGUAGAGGAGGGGCCUCUGCCUUCCCAUUUGGACCAAACUUGUCCUCUGGUUCACCUUCAUCUAGUAUGGCCCAGCUACACCCGCAGCCACAGCAUCAACAGCCGUUUCGCUCCAACACCCCACCACUCUCAAACCUCUUCCGGCAAGGAUCUACAGGUGGAAGCACAGGGUCAGGAAUAAGUGGAGGAGCAGUUGGACCCUGUGCUGGAGCGACAGGGUGGUCUUCAGGUGGAGCUGUUGGCGGUUCUGUAGAAGGAGCAACAGGAGGAGACACUGCUUGGGCCGGAGAGGACUUUACAACAGGGCCACUCCCAGGGGCUCACUUUGGGUUGCGGAGAACUACUGGCAGAUUUGUAGUAGAGAUCUCAGGGGAAUCAUUUGGAGGGAUACCUCAAGGAUCCGUGGGUGCUGCUUUUGGCAAGUCAGCAGGGACAAUAGGAGAUAGAAGGAGAUCACUCGUAAGAGCUUCUGGGGGAUCAGUAGGAGGGUCUUCUGGGGAAUCACUGGAAGUAGCAACCACUGGAGGUUCCCUGCGAAGAGCUUCUGGUGAAUCAAUGGGAGCAAUUUCUUGGGCAUCCGCAGUAAGGGAUACUGGGGGUGGACUUGCAGUGGUUUCAAGUGAUUCAAUUGGGAAUCCUGCAGGGACAUUGGGAAGGUCUUCUGGAGGAGCCACAAGUAGCCAUAUAGGAGGGGUUUUAAGUGGACCCGGGUUAGGGAUGAUAGGACAUAUUGGCCAAACAGCAGGAGGGGCAUUUGGGAGCUAUAUAGGCGGGUCUACAUCUUGUCCCAUUGGAGGGACUUCUGCUGGAAUAACAGCUGGACUUCAUGGUUCCUCUCGUUGUCAGAGUCCGAUAUCUACCGGCUCGUCCAGCCCAAUGUCUGGUCAGCCCCUCCAAAGCCAGCCCCCUCCCAAGCCUCCUCAGGUGGCUCCUUUGCAGCAGUUUGCAGGGGGAGGUAGGACUACGCCUGGCUUAAAUAUUUUCCAUUCCCCCCCACAUGGCUCCCCAUCCUCAAGCAGAGGACAGUACACCCAGCAGCCUGUCGAGGGCCCCCCAUCUUCCCAUGGCCAUUUUAGCUUGGCAGGCCUCCAUUCUGGCCUACGUCCGCACCAGUUGUCCCUUGAGAGGUCUGCACUGGCUUCCCUUUGCCAGUAUGGUUCAGCCAACGCCUCCCCCUGCCUUACCCCUGUGGCGCCUAGCCCUACUAUUCAAAGCCCAGUGGCUGGCAGAACUUUCCACUACAGCGACCCCUCAAGUGCCACAGGAUCCCACAGUUCUCUACUCAUGCCUCAAUCUUCCCUCCCUUCACAGCCUCUAAGCCAGCCUCAUGCAACGGGGAGAGAUUCUCCGAUGGGACGUUUUUCCGAGGACCUCAAGCUUUUAUACAGUUCGCACCCGUCUCUGCCCCAGGAAGUGGCCCAGGCCCUAGGCCAUGUUACUCUUCCCACUUCUGUGGAGCCUGGAUAUUACCCCUCACCCUUUUCCUCACCAACUCUUGUGCCCAAACCCCGUAGCUCAGUGCCAGGGCGCAUGACUCCUCCAAUCCAGAUGUCUCCGGGGCACCCUCACCAAACUCUGUCCCCUGGGGCGUCUCCGACCUUGCCUCUACGGAGGGCCUCUGCUGCCUACUCAUCAGAUCUAGAACCUCAAACUGUCCGCUCUAAACUCCCGUCCAAUUUGUGAGGAUUGAUCACACCCUCCUGGGCUCCUCCAAACUGAAACGCACACAAACUAUCUCCAUGUGUGGCACUUUUUUCUUUCGGUCUUCAAGACUUCACUGUGUUCCAUCCUUUCAUUUUGACAAGUUCUUUACAAAUUACUGCGAUUUAAAAGACACUUUAACUUGGAGCUAUAGAAUAUAAUAUAUUUAUUUUAUGAUUUGUCCUAUUUUGUAUUCAUACAUACUGUAUAUAGAUAGAGAUAUAUUUGAAUGAUAAGUUAAUCAAGGGACUAGGAGGGUGUGAAAAAGAUCUCAAUUUAAAGGAAAGUCAUUUUGUUUAUUGAUAUAACUAUGCCAAAUUCAUCUGGUGAUGUUAAGGGAGACAAUUAAAUGGACUACUCAAUAAUACUCUGUUUUUUUCUGCAGGAACCUAUGCACUAAUACCUGCAUGUAUAAAUGCUUUUUGUGUGUUUCAAAAAAGAAAAUCAAUAUUUUUAGCUAAGACGACAUGCUUCGAGACAGACCAUCUACCAUCUCAUACAGGAUCACAUAUUGUUGAUCCUUAAAUGUAUCUAUUAGAUUGUACUUAUUUAUCCUCUGUAUAAACGUUUCAAAACAUAAUGAGGGAUGAAAAAGAGAUUUUUAGAAAACCCCAAAAUACUUUUUCCUGUUGGAUAAUAAUUCAUCAGUCAAUCCUUGUUUUAAACCAUUUUAUCGUAAUUAUAAUAACUCAGUUUAUGAAGCAGGAGGGAGAGGGGUUCAACGAGCUGCCCUCUAUCUAAAUAUUAAGAACAGUAUGUGAGUGACUGUCUUUCUGCAGAGUCCUUGACCAUGUCCUAAGAAGCUCACUUUGUCUUCCAAAAUCAUGACGCUAAUAUGUGUCGAAAGCAAGAUGUUUUCUUCCCAACUGUGAGUAACUGUUAAUGUGAGUGUUUGUGAGAAUGAGUUAGGGAUACAGUCUGAUGCAAGAAAAUUAUCAAAAGGAUGUUUGCCUUUUUCACACAAAAACUAUGACUUCCAUUAACAAAAGCUUGUUUGUUACAUUGUGUAGCAUUCAAAAACAACAUUACCCCCCAAAACUAGACUUUGCAGGUCAUACAAUACACAGAAAAACGUGUGGAAAGGGAAAUAUGCCUCUUAAUUUUAAUUUGUGCAUUACUUCUUCCGCUGUAGCUGCUAUGUGAUCAACAUAAACAUUAUUCCUCAUUGAAGGCCAGUGCUGAGUUUUGAUAUGUUGAAUGGACACUUGCUAUAAUGAAGUACUGUAGCUAUCAUGGGUGCACUCAAGGCUUUGUGCCCCAAGGCUUGAAAGACUGUUCCCCAACUAAAAAACGGUCAUUGGUUUGAUGCCUUUGACAGACGUUUCCAUCAGCAGCAAUUGCUCCUGCCAAAGUGUCCUUUAGCAAGACACGGAGGUCGGCUUCCACUUCCACUCUUUACUCCAUUAAGUGCUGUACCGCUGCUGUAACUCUGAGGGAAAUGAAGGUUCAAGGAAGACUCUGAAACCAUUGGUUUGGGUUUUGUCACAACUAAUUAUUGAAAGAUUUAGACUUCAGUUUUGAUGGUAUUGCUGCAGGUAUCUGUACAUUGAUAUAACAUACUAUGAGCAAAUCUAGGUUUAGCUGUUUGCUAAAAACUAAAAUGGGAAUAAGUCCAUCAUAUAUUGAUAUAGAAUCUGGUAGCGCUGUCAAAGGGCCUCACUGUGGUCGGAGAAACUGAACGGUGGAGGGAGGUAUCAGUGAACUCCCAGAGGACAGGAGCAGUGAUAUGCUUCUACAUGUUUGUUUGAAGCUCAUCACCAGGAAAGACCCGGGUUCCACUCAGACAGAUGAGUCCCUAACUCAGUCACAGCACUCAGCCACAGCAGCCUAAUUUGACAAGACAUGUUUGUAAUCCCUUGACCCUCACAGGCUUCCAUGGACUCACGCACAGAGGUGCACAGUGACCACGCUGCCCCCUCAUUACAGUCCCUGUAAUAAGGUAAAGCGACAUGACAUGACACGCUGCUGCACGUUUGCCCAUUCACAGACAUGCACACAACAAGAGCACACAGUAACCACUCAAGUAAAAAUGAAUUAUAAACCCCUCUUUUUCCUAUUUUAUUAAAUAUAUCUUAAAGUGAAUUUGCUGUUCUUAUCCCUUUUAUAUAAUGUAUGCUUUUUGUUGAAGCUGUGAAUACUUACUAAAGAACCUUUGGAGUACUUGGAUAUUUAAAUACCUUUUUUCAUUUAUAUUAUGAAUACAUAUAUAAUUAAUGAAAUAUCAUUUUUGAUCAAAACAAGUUGCUCAAAGCAGAAAUGUGCAUCACUUUACUCAUCAAUAUCUACCCUUCAUUAUCAUUCAACUACAACAGUCUUCCAUCUAAAAGGAAAUCCUAUCUGCCACUGCUUUUAACACUGUUGAUGUUGUUUGGAUAACUGGCCAAAUGUAGAAAUUGUAUUUAUGUCAAGAUUAUUCCAACACAAAAAGAUAACAUUUGACAAUAAAGCAAAUUUCCAGGAAACAUAAACAACUAUAGUAUGUCCACUUAUGAUCUGGUCAUGUUAAAAUGUAGAAGUCAGCAAGCUUUUAAUUACAUAACUACUAUUGAAUUAGAAGAUAUAAGUGAAAUCAAUUAUUGAUCAAAGCUUUCAUUUGGAUACCUGUGAGUUUUUCGUGGUCUUCAUCACAGAUGGAUCAGGCCUUACUGAUGAAUUGAGCAGUAUUUUUCCCAAAUCUGUACACAUUUUCAACAUGAGAAGAAAACAUAUAACUGAAAGGCUGGGAAACCCUGACAAUGGCUUUGCUUCUCAAGCCUGCACUAAUAACAGAAAAUCAAGACAUUGAACUGUUCCACCUCUAAAAUAGCCUAGCCUCGCGCUGCACAAAAGCAAACAGAUUGCUUUGCCUCAGCACAUCUGGAAAAAAGUCAAUAUUUUCUUCACAAUGUGACAUUAUUAAAGCGUGGAGUUGGAGAACAGUUUGAAGCGUGUCUCCGAGUGACAGGUGAAUGAUGUAGUUGGACUUUUAGCCACAGGGAAGACCAGUAGACAGACACUCUAUGGGGUACCUGAGUGGAAGUGGAUGUUUUUCCACUGUGCUAUCGAACGGACGGAUAUGAGGGAAAGCUUUGAGCGUUUGUGUGUGUGUGUGUG
Gymnodraco acuticeps is the source of this 7398-nucleotide messenger RNA. RefSeq names its product potassium/sodium hyperpolarization-activated cyclic nucleotide-gated channel 1-like. Gene Ontology annotation, biological process: potassium ion transport; transmembrane transport. Gene Ontology annotation, cellular component: membrane. Gene Ontology annotation, molecular function: voltage-gated potassium channel activity. Lineage: Eukaryota; Metazoa; Chordata; Actinopteri; Perciformes; Bathydraconidae. The record is from RefSeq and is a predicted model, not a curated record.